CAAAUGAAUCUUUCUUCCUUUUUUGUAUAAAUACAUAUAGAGUUGAUAGUAGAAUAGAGAAAGAAAUCAUCACAUCUAAAACUUUUAGGCCAAAAUCCCUUUCUUGAGAAAAAAAAUGGCUGCCUCAAAAACCAACUUACAUAUUCGCUCAAACAGCUUGCCUACGAAAUCACAUCCAGCUAUUGAGGAGUGCAAUGAUCAUUUGAUCAGAUUAGGGGCUUCUCGUGUAGCUUCAUCAUCAUCAUCAUCUUCCAUUGCCCACCAACUCAGUGGUCUUGAGGAUUUGCACCUUUGUGUUGAGAGGUUGCUCGAGUUACCCCUCACUCAACAAGCCUUCUCCCAAGGCCGCCAAGAGAAAUGGGUUGAUGAAUUAGUGGAUGGAUCUCUUAGGCUCUUGGACAUAUGCAGUGUAGCCAAGGAUGCUGUUUUGCACACAAAGGAAUGUGCACGAGAUAUUCAAUCAACCAUGCGUAGAAAAGUUAGUCUUGAGAGUGAGAUUAAGAAAUACUCUGCUUCAAGGAAAGUGGUGAAAAAGGCAAUCCAAAAGGCUUUAGGGGGGUUGAAAGGUGCUGAAUCAAAGUACACAUCCUCUCCUUCAAAUAAGGAUAGUGAAAUCUCAGCUUUGGUUGGUGUUUUUAGAGAGGUGGAGGUUAUUACUCUUGCUACCUUUGAAUCAUUGAUGUCUUUUGUUUCUGGACCAAAGACACAUUCUAAGCUAAAUGGAUGGUCUGUAGUUUCCAAGCUUAUGCAAAGCAAACGAGUUGGGUGUGACGAUGAAGUUGCAAAUGAAUUCGCAAAGGUGGAUGCUGUCCUAUUGAGUCAUGAAAAAAUUAACAAAGGUGAUCAAGCCAUGCAGGAUUUGAAAAAUCUCGAGAUGUGUAUUCAAGACUUUGAACAAAUGCUAGAAUCCUUGUUCAGGCGUUUAAUCAAAACAAGAGUUUCCCUUCUCAACAUUCUCAACAACUAGUUUAUAAGUAUUUUGUAUAUAAUUAUCCAGCCUUGGCAUCCAUUGUUUUGAUAGCCUAGAUCAAAUUGUACUUGUGUACUUGUAAAUAUAAUCCAUAUAGUAAAGUAACAGA
Molecule: messenger RNA, 1079 nt
Organism: Cannabis sativa
Lineage: Eukaryota; Viridiplantae; Streptophyta; Magnoliopsida; Rosales; Cannabaceae
Exons: 1
Coding region: 116-967 (283 amino acids)
Biological process (GO): root development; shoot system development
Source: RefSeq, a predicted model, not a curated record